CCCUGUUCCCCAGAUAGCCGUGGAGGCUUCUACUUGCUGCCAGUGAAUGGCUGUCCAGAAGAUGACGACGGAGAGAUAAGGGAGAGGUUAGGGGGCCUAAAGGUCUCCCUCAGUGCCUCUGGCCACCACCAUAAAGGAAUCCCCCCUCUACAAGAUGUACCAGUCGAUGCCUUCUCUCCUCGCCGAAGCGCAUGUACACCCCCUCCCCAACCACCUCCUGUGGCUCCCCGGCCUCCCAGGCCUAACUGGCUACUGACAGAACCCCCAAGUAAAGAGGGCACUCAGCAGAACCAGAGCCAGACCCCAGGCCAAAGCCGCAGCCGCAGCCGCAGUCGAGGGCGAGGCAAGUCCCCUGGGCGCAUGCGCUCCCCUUCCCCAGCACCCAUCACCAAUGCCACCACAGCCAAUGGGCGCUACCACAGGCCUCGGAAGGCAAGGCCCUUGCUUCCACGACCUCUGGAUGGGCAGGAGGCCAAGGUGGGAGCCAGGCAAGGGCCCUUGGAGAAUGGAAUUGGUGGGGCAACCGAGGAGACGACCUGGAAAGCCUCCACUGGAGAGCUGAGGACAGUCACGCUAUCCAAGAUGAAGCAGUCUUUGGGCAUCAGCAUUUCUGGGGGCAUCGAGUCCAAGGUGCAGCCCAUGGUGAAGAUAGAGAAGAUCUUUCCCGGAGGUGCCGCUUUCCUCUGCGGGGCCCUGCAGGCUGGCUUCGAGCUGGUGGCAGUGGAUGGGGAAAGCCUGGAGCAGGUGACUCACCAGCGAGCUGUGGACACCAUCCGCAGAGCAUAUAGAAACAAGGCUCGCGAGCCUAUGGAGCUUGUGGUCAGGGUUCCUGGACCUGGCCUGCUGCCCUUACCCUCUGCCUCAUUAGCCAUUAAGGACCAGAGCCUUCCUGCUGGCAGUUCCUCUGCCCGUGGACCCCUUGACAAUAGCCCAAUCCCCACCCCAGCUCCCUCCCCCUGA
Peromyscus eremicus (cactus mouse) is the source of this 960-nucleotide messenger RNA. RefSeq names its product PDZ domain-containing protein 7-like. Gene Ontology annotation, biological process: sensory perception of sound; auditory receptor cell stereocilium organization. The annotation marks the transcript as partial. Gene Ontology annotation, molecular function: protein binding. The transcript has 3 exons. The record is from RefSeq and is a predicted model, not a curated record. Gene Ontology annotation, cellular component: stereocilia ankle link complex; stereocilium tip; cilium. NCBI's taxonomy places the organism in Eukaryota, Metazoa, Chordata, Mammalia, Rodentia, Cricetidae.